AUGGGAUCCGCGGGAGGCGGCGGCGGCGGCGCGCUGCGCGCCGAGGGGCGGGGCCCGUCGGCAGUUGCUGGCGAGCCCGGGAGGCCGAGAAGGCUGUCGUUCCUUCGGCCGUCGCAUCCCCGAGGGAGUCGUGUUGGCUUGCCCCGGGCCCCCAAGCUCGCCGAUCGCCCCCGAGGCUCGUGUGUGCGCUCCCGACCUCGCCAGCCGUUCGCCGCUCGCCCGCGGACCGUGCCUUUUGCAUCAUGUGCGAAACCAUUGCUAAUCAAUAACUUGGUGAAUGGGCUUAGACCUAAUCCUGUGGUGGAAGAGGCCCGAAAACAACCUCAUAAGAACUGUAAGUCUCACAGCACAAAUGCCUCGAAAGUUGGCCUGGGCACAUGCCACAUGUGGAUUUUGGUGCUUUUCCGACCUCCUUGGUAUAAAGGUAUAUUUGCUUACUUAAACUACCAUGUUCCUCGCACAAGACGAGAAAUCUUGGAGACCCUAAUCAAAGGCCUUCAGAGACUGGAGUACAGAGGAUAUGAUUCUGCUGGUGUGGGAGUUGAUGGAGGCAAUGACAAGGAUUGGGAAGCCAAUGCCUGCAAGAUCCAGCUCAUUAAGAAGAAAGGGAAAGUCAAGGCACUGGAUGAAGAAGUUCACAAACAACAGGAUAUGGACUUGGAUAUAGAAUUUGAUGUACACCUUGGAAUAGCGCAUACCCGUUGGGCAACACAUGGAGAACCCAAUCCUGUCAAUAGCCAUCCCCAGCGCUCUGAUAAAAAUAAUGAAUUCAUUGUUAUUCACAAUGGCAUUAUCACCAACUACAAAGACUUGAAAAAGUUUUUGGAAAGCAAAGGCUAUGACUUUGAAUCUGAAACAGACACAGAGACAAUUGCCAAGCUUGUUAAGUACAUGUAUGACAAUCGGGAAAGUCAAGACAUCAGUUUUACUACCUUGGUGGAGAGAGUUAUCCAACAAUUGGAAGGUGCUUUUGCACUGGUAUUUAAAAGUGUUCAUUUUCCUGGCCAAGCAGUUGGCACAAGACGAGGUAGCCCUCUUUUGAUUGGUGUACGAAGUGAACAUAAACUCUCUACUGAUCACAUUCCAAUACUCUACAGAACAGGGAAGGACAAGAAGGGAAGCUGCAGUCUCUCGCGCGUGGACAGCACAACUUGCCUUUUCCCUGUUGAAGAAAAGGCAGUGGAAUAUUACUUUGCUUCUGAUGCGAGUGCCGUCAUAGAACAUACCAAUCGUGUCAUCUUUCUUGAAGAUGACGAUGUUGCAGCGGUGGUGGACGGCCGUCUUUCUAUCCAUCGGAUUAAACGAACUGCAGGAGACCACCCUGGACGAGCUGUGCAGACCCUCCAGAUGGAACUCCAGCAGAUCAUGAAGGGUAACUUCAGUUCAUUUAUGCAGAAGGAAAUUUUUGAGCAGCCAGAGUCCGUUGUGAACACGAUGAGAGGAAGAGUCAACUUUGAUGACUAUACUGUGAAUUUGGGCGGUUUGAAGGAUCACAUUAAGGAGAUCCAGAGGUGUCGGCGUUUGAUUCUUAUUGCCUGUGGGACAAGUUACCAUGCUGGUGUAGCAACACGUCAAGUUCUUGAAGAGCUGACUGAGUUGCCUGUUAUGGUGGAGCUUGCCAGUGAUUUCCUGGAUAGAAACACGCCAGUUUUUCGAGAUGAUGUUUGCUUUUUCAUUAGUCAGUCAGGUGAGACAGCAGACACCCUGAUGGGUCUUCGGUACUGUAAGGAGAGAGGAGCUUUAACUGUGGGGAUCACGAACACCGUGGGCAGCUCCAUAUCGAGGGAGACAGACUGUGGUGUUCAUAUUAAUGCUGGGCCCGAGAUUGGUGUGGCCAGCACGAAGGCUUACACCAGCCAGUUUGUAUCCCUUGUCAUGUUUGCCCUCAUGAUGUGUGAUGACAGGAUCUCCAUGCAAGAGAGACGCAAAGAGAUCAUGCUUGGAUUGAAGCGGCUGCCUGAUUUGAUUAAGGAAGUACUGAGCAUGGAUGAUGAAAUUCAGAAACUGGCAACAGAACUUUAUCAUCAGAAGUCAGUCUUGAUAAUGGGACGUGGCUAUCAUUAUGCUACUUGUCUUGAAGGGGCACUGAAAAUCAAAGAAAUCACUUACAUGCACUCUGAAGGCAUCCUUGCUGGUGAACUGAAACAUGGCCCUCUGGCUUUGGUGGAUAAGUUGAUGCCUGUCAUCAUGAUUAUCAUGAGAGAUCACACUUACGCCAAAUGUCAGAAUGCUCUUCAGCAGGUGGUUGCCAGGCAGGGACGCCCAGUGGUGAUUUGUGAUAAGGAAGAUACCGAGACCAUUAAGAACACAAACAGAACAAUCAAGGUACCCCACUCAGUGGACUGCUUGCAAGGCAUUCUCAGCGUGAUCCCCUUACAGCUGCUGGCUUUCCACCUUGCUGUGCUGAGAGGCUAUGAUGUUGAUUUUCCCCGGAAUCUUGCCAAAUCUGUAACUGUAGAGUGAGGAGCGUCUGCAACUCUGGGCGAUUGAGCAACACAAGACACCUUUUGUAUUUAACACCUUGAUUUAAAAUUCACCCUUUGAAGCCUUUUUUAGUAAAUCCUUAUUUAUAUAUCGGUUAUAAUUAUUCCACUCACUUUGUGAUUUUUGUGA
Molecule: messenger RNA, 2613 nt
Organism: Neomonachus schauinslandi (Hawaiian monk seal)
Lineage: Eukaryota; Metazoa; Chordata; Mammalia; Carnivora; Phocidae
Gene: GFPT1
Product: glutamine--fructose-6-phosphate transaminase 1
Exons: 21
Coding region: 1-2463 (820 amino acids)
Biological process (GO): fructose 6-phosphate metabolic process; carbohydrate derivative biosynthetic process; protein N-linked glycosylation
Molecular function (GO): L-glutamine:D-fructose-6-phosphate transaminase (isomerizing) activity; carbohydrate derivative binding
Source: RefSeq, a predicted model, not a curated record